AUGGCCGGCGCUCAAGAGCAAGGGCUGAAGCUGCUGGGGGCGGCGUCCGGGGUGAGCCCGUACGUGAUCCGCGCCCAGAUGGUGCUCGGCAUCAAGGGGCUGACCUACGACUACCUCCCCGAGGACCCCCGGUGCAAGAGCGACCUGCUCCUCGCAUCCAAUCCCGUGCACAAGAAGCUGCCUGUCCUCAUCCAUGGCGGCAGGCCUGUCUGCGAGUCGCUGAUCAUCUUGGAGUACCUCGACGACGCCUUCCCCGAAAAUGGCGCCGCCAUCCUCCCUGCCGACCCCUACCGCCGUGUUGCCGCCCGUUUCUGGGCCGCCUACGUGGAUAACAAGCUGUUCCCUUCGUGCAUCGGCAUCCUCAAGACAGGGAAGCUGCAGGAAAGAGCCGACAAGGUGGAGGAGACCUUGUCAGCACUCGGGCUCCUAGAGGCCGCCCUGGCGGAAUGCUCCAAGGAAGGGGGCGCGGAGGCGCCGUUCUUUGGCGGUGGCUCUCUCGGGCUGCUUGACAUUGCACUCGGGUGCUAUCUUCCCUGGAUCGAAGCGAUAGGCUGCCUUGCUGGCAUGCCGCCAUUUCUCGACGCAGCGAGGACACCAAAGUUGGCCGCAUGGGCGGACUGGUUCAGGGCCGCCGAGCCGGUAAGGGCGCUGCUGCCUGCGGCGGACAAGGUGGAGGAGUACAUCUCAACGGUUCUUUAUCCAAAGUGGAAGGCCGCGCUCACUGCGUCGGCAACUAAUUAG
Messenger RNA from Triticum dicoccoides, 741 nucleotides. RefSeq names its product probable glutathione S-transferase GSTU6. The transcript is spliced from 2 exons. Gene Ontology annotation, cellular component: cytoplasm. The record is from RefSeq and is a predicted model, not a curated record. The coding region runs from base 1 to 741 and encodes 246 amino acids. Gene Ontology annotation, molecular function: glutathione transferase activity. NCBI's taxonomy places the organism in Eukaryota, Viridiplantae, Streptophyta, Magnoliopsida, Poales, Poaceae. Gene Ontology annotation, biological process: glutathione metabolic process.